GAUUAUGACACUCCGGACUGCACUGCAUCCCUUCAAAUGUCUGGGCCGGAGAUACUGACCAUUUAAUCAAGACGUAUAAGGAGGGAUCUUGGCUCCAGCAGCCGUUUCCCCUGCAGAGUUGAGCUCUUUGGCUGGCUUGCCACUUCCUCAACAGAGGGGCUGCUGGCAGGGGCAACAACAGAGCAGGUCAUGAAGCCUCAAGAGGGAGAGCUCGUCACUGAAAUCUCUAAGCUACAAUGCAUGGUCUCGGAGCUGAAGAUUGGGUUCUCCACGGCCCUGCUGGAGCUGAACCAAAUCCAGCAUGGAGACACUUACCUGAGGGAGGAGCUGGAGGAGAACAGGAGGAGCUGUCAGAAGAAAGCCCUUCGCCUGGAGGCUCUGGUCGAGUCUUUACGGGAGGAGCUUGGCGUGAUGCGCUGCCAGAUCCUGCAGCUGUACAGCAACAACAGACAGAGACCUCAGCAGGAUGGAAAAGCCUCGGCCACGUCCAAACAGAGAGAAAGUGAUCCAGGGGAGCCUGCUGGUGAGAGGAGCCGGUGCGACUGUUCCUCCGGGCGACCCGCCUGCCUCUCAAGGGGCAAAAUCCUCCUCCACUGUUACCUGCAGGGUCUGAAGGCCGGGCUGUGUGAGGGCACAGAUGCCCGACAUCAGGUGGCGAUGCAGCUUCUCCAAUCGGAGUGGGACUACGUGUCAACCUUGAACCAGCUUUACGACAAAUACAAGACGCCGCCGGCUCACCAGAUGAACAUGGAGCCAUAUCAGUCCUAUCUGAAGUUUGUGGAGCAGCUGCUGCAGCGCCACCUGCUGUUUAGGAACACCCUGCAGGAGCGGCUCUCUGCUGAACACUGGAAGUCCCUGGUUGGAGACAUCCUGGUGCAGCUCAUUGGCCAAAACGAUACAACUUUUUCAGAUAUGUACCUCGGAUACACAACCACCCUGGCGUCGUUCCUCUCACUGGAGUUCAACAGACUCAAUGUUCCUGACAAAACUCAAAAAAUGCAGAGCGGUCAGAUGGAGAGAGAGGAAAUGAAACUGCUGUCGUUGCUGUUGGCACCCGUCUCCCGCAUACACAGCUACCUUAGUCAUAUUCAGAAUCUCCUGCAGUGGACGGGCAAAGAGCACCCGGACUGCAGCCUGCUGCUGGGCACCGAGCGGGCGCUGAGGGGCGUCCUGACCCGCUGCCACGUGAUCCUGGAGGAGGACGUCCGAUGGGAGGAAGAAGAGGCAGCAGCGGGACAAAGCUGCUCUGAUGCUGUUGCCAGUGGAUCCUCUGCAAACUGUUGUGCCAGAAGCCAAGUCGGGCAAACCAGGGAGGCUCAGCCUCUCAGGGAGGAGACCAGCUCUGCCGCUCAGAGAGAGGACCAGCAGGCGGCCACCCUCACCAACGGGACCGGCGGCUGCAGCAGGAUGCAUCUGGAGUGCUGGUCCUGCAGCCCGGUGAGGAGGAGGGGCUGCGGGAGGGACCGAGCCGCCCAGAACCAGCCGUCCCAAGACUGCGGCCACACAUACCGCUCCCUGCUCUCCCCUGACGCUCCGGGAUGGGGCGAGAACAGCGACUCAGGCCAGGGCACCUACAGCCAGCCCACCGGGAAGGGGGUGAACGAGCUGGAGGCGCCUCACAUGAACCACAACCCCGAGGACUGUGAGACAGACCCCGAUGACACCUCGGCCUUCGACUACUCCUCCGUGACCUCCUGCAGCCCCGACGGGACCCUGCGCACCGGGGCGAUGGGCAGCAACAGCGGGGAGGAUGAGGAGGAGGACAGCCAGGUGCCGGUGCUUUUGAAACCCUCGUACAACCAGCAGCAGCAGCAGCAGCAGCAGCGGGACGCCCCCCGAGAGAGGACUGUGUGUCUGAGGUGGCAGAUCCCCAGGCUGACCCCCCACCCUCCUCUCAGAAAUCCCACAGGGCUGUGCGUGGACGGGCCGACCCCCUGCCUCGUCAGCUCCUACGGCAAGAGGCUGGUCAGCAUCAGGAAAGGAUCGCCUCCUCUCCAUCCGAAAAGUGCCUUCCGGCCCAUCUGGGACGACCCGUCCAAACUGGCGGACGCAGCGCCAGAGAAGGACAGCAGACAAGGCUUCAUCCCGAUUCAGGCGCCGGCGCGGCAAACUUUUCAGAGUUUCAACCACUGCAGGGAAAAUCUCAGACCAGGACUGGCUCAGCAGCGAGGCAACCACGCCGCAGCAGCCAUGGGCAGCGGGGGAUUGUGGGACGAGAGCGAGGACAGCGAGGGGCCCUGCAGCACUGUGUGAUGGACGCCGUCAGCCCACAGGACUAGAGGACUCAUCUCUUGAAAACUGACACAAGUUGUGAUUUAUAAACAUAUUCUGAAAUAUCAAAACCAGCUUUUGAGCUUCUACCAUUUGGACACGAAACUCUUCACUACAUUUUUACAAUGAAACAAAGACCACACAAACUUGUGACAUCGACUUUAGUCCAUUUUCUGUCAAAACUGAAACUAUUUUCGCAUCACUUUUCAAAGUAUGAAUGCUGUAGAUAUCAUUUUUCUUUGUUUCUUGUAUUCUUUG
Myripristis murdjan (pinecone soldierfish) is the source of this 2529-nucleotide messenger RNA. RefSeq lists its product as uncharacterized. Bases 190 to 2253 code for a protein of 687 amino acids. Lineage: Eukaryota; Metazoa; Chordata; Actinopteri; Holocentriformes; Holocentridae. The transcript has 15 exons. Gene Ontology annotation, molecular function: guanyl-nucleotide exchange factor activity. The record is from RefSeq and is a predicted model, not a curated record.